This is a messenger RNA of Babjeviella inositovora NRRL Y-12698, 320 nucleotides long. RefSeq lists its product as uncharacterized. NCBI's taxonomy places the organism in Eukaryota, Fungi, Ascomycota, Pichiomycetes, Serinales. Bases 39 to 194 code for a protein of 51 amino acids. The transcript has a single exon. The record is from RefSeq and is a predicted model, not a curated record.
CUUGAACAAGGUGUAAUUAGCUUCCUUCGUGUGGUGCCAUGAAGUCCACUAACCCCUAUACCCCUCUUACGCCGGGAUUGCGUGAUACAGCCGCUAUAUCCCGUGAGUUGCGAAUCUCACGCAACCAAGUGUCUGAUUUCUCGGCUAACUACGUAGGUUUUUCAGAUGUUACUGGUAUUCUUUGUGCGACCUAGCUUUUGACAACGAUUGUUACUUGGUGUGCCCUUAAAUGAAAGUACCUCAACCAGUUACUAAAUCACAUGCAAUUCAUGAGAACAAGGGUACACUAUAGGCAAAGCUCUGGGGUAUUCUUAACGAUG